This is a messenger RNA of Asparagus officinalis (garden asparagus), 603 nucleotides long. RefSeq lists its product as uncharacterized. Lineage: Eukaryota; Viridiplantae; Streptophyta; Magnoliopsida; Asparagales; Asparagaceae. The transcript has a single exon. The record is from RefSeq and is a predicted model, not a curated record. The coding region runs from base 1 to 603 and encodes 200 amino acids. Gene Ontology annotation, molecular function: DNA helicase activity. Gene Ontology annotation, biological process: DNA repair; telomere maintenance.
AUGGCAAAACGAGUAGCAAUGGCAAAAAGAGUAACAAUUGAAAGUGUAGAUCGUACAAUGCAAGACCUAUUGAGUACAAAAGAAUUGUUUGGUGGUAAAGUAGUAGUUUUUGGAGGAGAUUUUCGUCAAGUGUUGCCAGUUAUUCCAAGAGGAACAAGGAGCCAAACAGUUAAUGCCAGCUUAGUAAAGUCUUAUUUGUGGGAGAAGAUGGAAAAGAUAACAUUAAAAAUAAACAUGCGAGCAAAAAAUGAUGAAGAAUUCAGUAAAUUCUUGCUGCGUGUUGGAAAUGGAACAGAAAAAACAACUAAAGAUGAACUUAUUAGACUUCCUGAAAGUAUUGUGAUUGAAGAUAGCAAAAAUGGACAAUCGGAAGUUGAAUUGUUAAACAAAGUAUUUCCAUCAAUUGAACAAAAUGCAAAUUCAGCUGAAUAUAUGACAGAACGAGCUAUUCUUGCGACAAAAAAUGAAUAUGUAGAUAAGCUCAAUGACAAGCUUUUUGAUAAAUUUCCUGGUGAUGAGAUUAUGUUCCAUAGUUUUGACAAGGCUAUUGAUGAUCCAAAUAACUACUACCAAGAAGAAUUUUUAAACAAGUUGUUUCCAUAG